UGGUCAGACGUAGGAACAGCCUCAGGUCUGUGUACAUUAGCACAGUCGAAGAUGGCGACUGGAGUCCUUCAGAGAGUCGGCGGAGGCUUGGGUCGGGCUAAAGUCAGGGCCCGCUCGGCCGGACAGCUCGUCCUCUGGAGCAGGGGGUUCACAACAUCAAGCAGCAGAAACAGAGAGGACAGCUGGUUUAAAUCACUGUUUGUGAGGAAAGUUGAUCCAAGGAAAGAUGCACACUCCAACCUACUGACCAAAAAUGAGGAAAGUAACCUCUACAAAAUUCAAUUCCACAAUGUGAAGCCAGAGUGCCUGGAUGCAUACAACAAACUCUGUGAGGAUGUUUUGCCCUCCAUCCAUGCUGAUAAGUACUACCCCUGUGAGCUGGUGGGAACCUGGAAUACCUGGUAUGGAGAACAAGACCAGGCUGUUCACCUGUGGCGUUACAGAGGUGGAUACCCAGCUCUAACAGAGGUGAUGAACAAGCUCAGACAGAACAAGGAAUUCACAGCGUACAGGAAGGAGCGAGGUAAGAUGCUGUUGUCUCGCAGGAACCAGCUUCUCUUGGAGUUCAGCUUCUGGAAUGAGCCCAUACCCCGAGAGGGCCCCAACGUCUAUGAGCUCAGGUCCUACCAGCUCAGGCCAGGAACCAUGAUCGAGUGGGGUAAUUACUGGGCCAGGGCCAUUCGAUACCGCCAGCACAACAGAGAAGCUGUGGGAGGCUUUUUCUCACAGAUUGGCAACCUCUAUAUGGUUCAUCACCUCUGGGCUUACAAAGACCUUCAGUCCAGAGAAGACACGAGGAAUGCUGUCUGGCAGCAGGACGGCUGGCACGAGGUGGUGUAUUACACAGUUCCUCUCAUUCAGCACAUGGAUUCCAGGAUUAUGAUUCCAACAAAAGCUUCCCCGCUGCAGUGAAAUGAGAAGCGAACUGGAAGCUGAAAUCAAGUGGCACCCUUUCGAAUGUUAACAUCCAUCCAGAUCAUCAAUAUCGUGGUUUUGACCUUCUGUCAGUGCUGCCAAACAACACCCCUUCUCUUUUCUUGUCUUUGCUUUAAUACUGCAAUAUGUCACUCAGUCAGAGGAGGCAACAAUGCAUACCAUACUGUAUAUUUGGAAUUGAAAUAGUCCAGGCCACUUAAAGCCCUUGACAACGCACAACUCUGUCUUUUUUGGGGGGAUUUCUGAGGCAGGAUGAGUAAAUCUGGCCAAUUUAAACCUCCUGAUGGUCAUUAUGUCCAACGUCACGUGCCACAUUUAAGCUGGUCCAUGUCCAAGUUUAGAACCAACCAAAGUUACUUGAAAAAGACAAGCAGCUAAAUGGUAUAUACACGUGAGAACAGUUAGAAAGAAUAGUACUGCUGAUGCUCACUGCACAAUGCAGUGGCUAUUUAUUUAUUAUAGUGUAAAUUUGGAGUACUUAUAUUAUCUAUGUGUGCUGAGGAAGUGGUACUUUGAUGUGAGCCAUGCCAUUGCUGAGUGAGGAGAAAUCUGUAUAUUAAUGAAAACUGUAUUUCUGGUGCAAAUCAUGAUGAAGAUGAUAGUGUGGUGUAUAAUAUAACCCCCGAAUUUUAUAAUUGAGGUCUAUUCUAAAUCAAACUUUUUUUUUUUCCUUUUUUUGGCAAAUUUCUCCUUUCAGUUGCUUUUUCUGGUUGUUCCUGAGUUCCCUGUCAUGGUAAUAUUGAUGUUUCAUGGUGCUGUGUUUGUAACUAUGGCUUUUACUUUUUUCUUGUGGAGACAGCAUGCCUGGUUUUAAAAACUGUUUUUAUCCAACCUGUUUUAAUGGGGCAAACUAUCAUGUAUGAUAAACUCUGAAAACAAGUGAUAUCUAUCAUUGGCUGAGGGGCCAGUCAUGUUGCUGAAUACUGUAAUAUCAGAGAUUUUAUUGUGAAAGGAAGCAUGUUUAUCUAUCUUUUUGUUCAUCAGUUCAUCUGGAACAGUGUAGAGGGAAGGACAGCAACGCAAACACAGAUUAAAGUAGUUCAAACAACA
Messenger RNA from Lates calcarifer (barramundi perch), 1986 nucleotides. RefSeq names its product protein NipSnap homolog 2. Bases 52 to 912 code for a protein of 286 amino acids. The transcript has 10 exons. NCBI's taxonomy places the organism in Eukaryota, Metazoa, Chordata, Actinopteri, Centropomidae. Gene Ontology annotation, cellular component: mitochondrion. The record is from RefSeq and is a predicted model, not a curated record.